Molecule: messenger RNA, 4688 nt
Organism: Geodia barretti
Lineage: Eukaryota; Metazoa; Porifera; Demospongiae; Tetractinellida; Geodiidae
Source: the annotation of a GenBank genome assembly
UUCUCUGAGAGUGGCUAUGACUCUGUGUGCCUCUUUCUUUCUUAUCCUCCUCCAGUACUGCUUAGAGUCAGGGUCCACAUCCAUUUGCUUGUCUGGAUCCAGAUUCCGUAGCCAUUCUGGGUAUUCCCCCUCCAGUCUAAUCACAGGGUCCUCCCCAGUCUUGUAAUAGUUUGCACCCAGGCACACGUCCAUGUUUAGAGGAGCUUUUCGAUAUUGACAGCAGAGGUCUGACUCUUCUUUUUCUUAGUGGCAUAGUUUCUGGCGCAGAACACAGGUAGAAGCGGGUGCUGGUGACUGGCAAUUCUGUGGCCGACGAAAAGUCUAAACGACGCUGCCAGUGGAAGCAUUUUAUAGGUCAAAGGUCAACCACGUGUCCCAAAUGGAGCGCACCACGCUCGGUUAGCCGCCUCGGCUCCAACUUUCUACGAUCCCUUGAAGGAGACUAGAGUCUUCUACUGAUUCAUAACUAUCCAGAUGAACAUUAUGGCCCAUCCAAAAUCUGGUUCUGAGCUGUCGGCAGGCAGUGGGUCACCAGAAGCCAUUGGCAAACACUACUUCAAACAAGCCUGGGCAUAUUCCCAGUGUAUCGAGACUGAAUCUCGUGCUACCAGUCACACAAUUGACCUCUACAGCCCUAAACUUCGAGAGACGCGGAGAAAGCUGAGAGAGAAAUGUGUUCAGAUACUUCUGCUCUCGUGCUCAUAUCGGAGAAAGGCAGAAGAGCUGCUGUGGAAGAAAGGGUUUUACGAACUGACGCAGAGAAGCAAAUCCAACAAACAAGCACUCGACGGUUCCAGUCAUCUCUAUCAUGCGUACAGCGAACACCUCUCGAUGGCAACCGGUUUCUACACGCAGCUGCUCGGCAGACUAGAGGAGCAUUAUAGUCUGCCUGUUACUUCCAUGGACCAUUCCCAACUCAUUGCAUUGGAUGCCAACAAUGCCGAUUUUCAGUGGCUGAAAGACGCAGCAUAUCGCUGCCUGCUAUAUCUUGGAGACCUCGCUCGCUACAGUGUGGAUGUAGGAGGCAAGCCCUACACUGCUACCACUCACUAUCUCCGUGCCAUUUCACUUGACCCAACCAACGGUGCCCCAUUCAACCAGUUGGCAGCUCUGGCGGGGGAAAAACACGAAGGUCUGGAUGCUGUCUAUUACUACCUCAGGAGUAUGUCAUCCGCCAAGCCGUUCCCGGGUGCAGAGGUCAACCUCCAGAGAAUUCUCCGGAAGACUUUGGAGAGACUCGAAGCUCUGAGAGGGAACAAGGACAGAGCCACGGAAACCAAUAUCAGGGAGGCAACACAGUCAUUGCUACUCGUCCGCCUUGUAACGCUGCAGUACAUGCUGUCGUCUUCUGAGGAGGACAAAAGGUCCCUCCCUCAGCCAAACUCUCUAACCUCCUUCUGUGAAGUGUUGCUAAGUGACCUCGAGGAAUGUCUGAACUUUGACCUCCAACUGUUCAAGGACAUGACACCUGCGUGUGUGAGUCACGUGUUGUCGUCGGGCAGGGCAGCAGGGGGCGGGGGAGAAGGGGGAGAGGAGGAGGAGGAGGAGGGAGAUCAUAGGAAGGUGGAGGAGUUGGCCUGUCUUCCUCACGAUCUGCUCCUGAAGGUCGUGGCGCUGUGCAUCCUCUCAUCAACACAACUAAGAAGUCAAGGGUCUGCACAGACGCCAACCCUCACGUCCUUCGCUGUUUCCGUCUUCUCCCUCCUCCUCCACCAUUCCUUCCUCCGCCUCACCCACCUCACCCGUCACACGGUUCACACCCUCACACGAGGCACAACCGUCACCUCCUCAACCCCUGUGAGACACGUGGGUUGGACACAACCCCCCGAUCACGAAGAACCCGGCGAAGAAAACAACAUGGUCAGAAUCUUCCUAGACCGACUCGCGGGGGAAGUUUUGGACGAAUAUGCUCAGCAGACGCCUGGAAUAGCAAAGCAGUUGAGGGUGAACAGCGCUUCUUUAUUGUCUCUUGGGAUAGACGAAGCAGUGAACAGUCUCGCAAUAGGUCCGUCACAAGUUUGGGGCGGUGGAGAGAUUGCGAGUGGGAGCGAAAGUGCAAGCUCUGCAGAUAACAGGGGGAGGCAUCCAGAGGGUGGAAGUGAGGCAGAAAGAACUCAUGGAAAAGGUGCAAAGGGGAGUGAAGAACGUCCAGAGAAGACGGCGCAGAAAAAGGGAAGGAAGCGGAGAAGCUUGGUUGAUAGGCGAAGGAGACGACGGAGACAGAGGAGGCCAGAUUGGGAGAUGACUCCGAUUAGCAGUGAGGAGGAAGAGGAGGGAAGCGAGGAGACAGACUCCUCCCAGAGCAGUGCCUCUAGCAGCUGCACCCUCUCCAACAGCUCAACGGAGGAGGAGGAGGAGGAGGAAGAAGAGGAGGACGAGGGGGAGAAUAUAGACAGGAUUGAUAGUUUGAGUGAAACGUCGCUCUCGGACGGCGAAGAGGGAGGGAGGCAAGCAGUUGUUGGAGGAGAUGAUCCAAGACCUUGGACUAGUGGUCAGGUGGGAGGCGGCGAUGGAGGUAAUGUGGAGAAGAAAGGGGGGGAGAGGAAGGAGGGUAGAAUAGGAGGGAAGAGGCAGAUUGUUCUUGCAGCUAAUUUCAGCGGUGUCCAGGCGAGUGCUCCAGCAGGGAAGAGUGGCAAGGAGGAGCUGAAAAGUAGUACUGAAGUUGUGGCUACAGACACUGCUGAUGAUCAUUUGUUUCAGACUCUUCUUCUCCAGACGAGACAUCAAGCUGCCCUCCACCUGGCCUGCAGUCUGGCAGCCGAGGACUCGUAUCUAAUGCCAGUCAAGAUCUUCACCAACUGGGUCACCGCACACCCUCUAGUCCUCACUGUCUGUGCACAGGGCUCCCCUAGCUUUUUGGUCAAGACUGGCUUCUCUGCUCAACCUUCUUCCGCCAGCUCAAGAAAUAAUCGCAGCAGGCCUCCGAGCCACUCUUCCUCCUGGUAAGGAAUGGAGUCAGACAAGUGCCCUGCGUGAGGACGUUCUACUGCGUGGGUUUGCUCCUCUCGUUAGCGCUCAUCAGAGACUCCAGUUUGAGGUCACUGCUUCUCCUGACAUCUUAGAGCAAGCCUGCAACAGAAUCUGUGUCCUUCAAAAGUUUGGCCGACAUGUUUCAAGAACAAAGGCAACAGAUCUGUUCCAGUGGGACAGGAGUGCAGAGAGAUUCAUGGCACCUCUGCAGAGGGACAGAGAGAAGAAGAGAGCAGCAGCAGCUGUUCACAGUCAGCGACAGGAAAAGGCUGCAGAGAGCAGGUCGAAGCUGAUGAAAGCUAUGGCCGAAAGACGACUUCAGGCAGAGGUGGAUAGUUUGGUCGAGACCAGUGUGCAGCAAGAGGCAAACGUCUUCACGCCUUACCUCUUGCCAGAUGCUCAGUCCCUGUGCACAGGACUACAUCUUGUCAGAAAAAUGAUAGCCUCAGAGAAAUUUAUAGUCAUUAUUGCUAAAUCGGUUAUUGAUGCUCUGGAUAGCAUGAAGAAAGGUAGGGGGAACUAUGCUGCUCGGGAGGCCAUCAAGUUUCUGGAGCGCAAUUUGCAAGGAGGCGGGAAAAUGAUGCGUGUCCAAGGGCCUGAGGAGACCCUCCAGUCACCCGGGACCAGAAAACCACCAAAAAUGGACCUCAACACUUGGUCUGCAAUGCCUUGCAUAUUCUGAAGUUGGGGGACUCUACAGUAACCUUAGAUUCAGCAUUACGGAUAUCCCUGUUUCAUCAAAUACUGUACUUCCUGUUUCCAGUAUAGCCCACCAUAUUUUCACAGUGUCCAGAAUGCUUUCCUGUCUCAUUCGCUCAGGAGAUAUAGUUGUCUGGUGGACUGUGCCCUCUACUUCACCCACACGUUUGCCGAGCGAGGAGGAAGCAGUGGUCAGACGGCCAGCACACUGCUGCUGGACCAGAGCAUCGUGAAACUCGUGGAGAGAGCCGGAGGAGGAGGAGGUGUGGGUGAACAGAUGUCUCCACUGGCUGAAACCCUCUGUGAGGCACAGCUGAACGGAGUCUCCAUUGACACUGUGAUUAGAUAUCAUGGGAAGUGGCUACAGUCUCAGUCUUCUCGCCACCACAAAGCCUGUGACAGAAAAUAAGUCAUCGAUUGAAGAAGUGAAUGAUCUGGUUGAAAGACAGCACAGAGGACCAUCUACAGUCUACACACAAUGUCACAAUGUAGAUGCGGAUGCUAAGUACAUAAUGGGAAAAGACAUUAAUUGUUGGCAUACUAAUUAGUUUAUUGAGCAUGCGCAGUCACGGUCAUCACUACGCAUGCGGCGGAGGGAGCGGAGGAAGGCGCGGAGAGUUGGAGUAUUCGGUCGGCGUUGUUGACAAGACAAGGGGUAGCGGCAAGAAUAGGCAUCUCUACUACCCGAUGCACGAAGAGUUCCCCGUGCAGAUGUGCCUGAUGCACUUUGCACAGUGCUGAUUUAAUGUCAUUUUCUUUUGCAGGAACUACAACCUACAAAUCCUGUUGGGCAGGGAGGAGGGAAUUGAUUUGAAGCUGUACACAAGCAGUGGGGUGGAUGUUUUCCCCAGUGGAGGAGACGGAGGUGGUUGUGUGGGAGCUGUACUGACUGGUUGAUGAAUAGAGAGAACUGGCUCUUUGCUCAGACGCUCAGUUUGUAUGGCUAUGUUUAACUUUAUAUUGUUUCUUUCUUGUUGAGUAAUAGUAGAGUACAUGUCGUGCCAGUGCAGGUGUAAGAC